Molecule: messenger RNA, 790 nt
Organism: Solanum tuberosum (potato)
Lineage: Eukaryota; Viridiplantae; Streptophyta; Magnoliopsida; Solanales; Solanaceae
Product: LYR motif-containing protein At3g19508
Exons: 2
Coding region: 258-521 (87 amino acids)
Source: RefSeq, a predicted model, not a curated record
AGAUUGACAAAACUUAUGUUUACCAUUUUUAUCUGAAUCUUGCCUUUGUUAUUUGGAAAAAAAACUUGCUUUAUAUUUUUUAUUUUCAAUUUAAUUUAAUGUAGCAUUACGUCAAUGGUUCAACAAUAAUCCGGCACUAAAUCUGGACCCGAUCCAUAAGGCUUCACAGGAGUCGGGACUCGGAAAAGUAUAUCACUACGCAUUAGAUAGCUUGGAGAAGAGGGGAACAUUUUUUUGCAAAUUAGGAUCGGUGCUAAAUGAUUCUUCAAGAAAUGCAGAAAGCUAUAGGUGCUUACAGGGAAGUGCUGAGGCUGGUGAGGCGACUUCCCAAGGACUCACGACCUUACUACGCAAAAUACGCCCGAGAAAACUUCGUCAACUACAGAGAAAUCGACUCAAAUGAUCCAAAUGCUCUCCAAGAACUCCUUCAACGAACUUACAAUCAUUCCCUCUGGGUCCUCAAAAAGUAUUCGGUUGACCAAUCUGCGGCGGAUCGCUUGAAAAAUAUAUGCUCUGACUGAUGUCCGGCUUGUCUACCAACUGUUUGUUACUAUUUCACAAAGAGAUUUGUUCGUUUGUUGCUCUUUCUUUCUUGCUUGUACUUUAAAUUGGGAUAUUCAUAGACAAUUGGUAUACAGUUUCUGAUACUUCAUAAUCUUGUGUUUCUGAUAUUAGGAUACAGAAGGCGGUAGCUUUUGCAAUGUAGUUAAGUUCUGAAAAUAACUGUUCAAAAUAGAAUUCAUGAGAAAUAACUACGUAAUUUUUAGUAAAGUAUCUUUUUAUUUUUGAA